This is a messenger RNA of Lactuca virosa, 453 nucleotides long. The record is from the annotation of a GenBank genome assembly. NCBI's taxonomy places the organism in Eukaryota, Viridiplantae, Streptophyta, Magnoliopsida, Asterales, Asteraceae.
AUGACCACUCCAAUUACAGUGGUGGUGGUGGCGGAAGGGGCGGGGCAGGAUAUUAUUCCGAGGAGUGAUUCGGAGAAGCAAAAGACGGAUGAAUCGGGGAAUCCGGUGUUCUUAGAUGUUGGAGUGUGGUUGAAUUCGGAAUUGAAGAGAUGGUGGGAAAGAGAUUAUAAAGGGGAGUUGUUUACAGUGAAGUACAUAGAUCCGACUUAUAUGAUACGAGCUGUUACUGCGAAUGCAAUUGAUAACUUGUAUUGUACGCUUUUGGCACAUUCCGCCAUUCAUGGGAUUAUGGCCGGAUAUACGGGAUUUGUCACCGGUCCGAUCAACGGGAACUACGCUUAUAUUCCGAUGGAGGACGUGGCUCAGGCCAAGAGUCCGGUUGGGACCAAAGACCAUAAAUGGGCUUGGGUUCGAUCCAUCACAGCUCAGCCUGAUUUUCAGUUCACAACAUAG